AUGAAAUAAACAUUGCACUAUCACCUGCGGUUGAGUACACACAAAUGUCAUGCACUGUUCAAGAGCCUUUGCCUUCUAUGACAUUCAGAUGACUUAAUAACAACCAACAUGAAGCGGACAGGUACAGUUAGCACGUUUUGCCUGUUUUAAAGAACUUUUAAACUUGUUGAAGUCAUUGUAAACAUGGAAGAGUCUGACGCUGGGAACGGUACUGGGACGCAUGGCUGUGAACUGGAGCGUUCUGCUGGAGACGGGGGACUGGAUGAGGUGCAGAUGCAUCUCGCCUGCUUACCGGAGCGAUACAUGACGGCUAAGUUUUCCCUCUCCGCCUACAUAUUUUGUUGGACAGUUGUGAAGUUGUGUCAGAGAUUAAGCCCGUCGGCAGUUCUUCCCCAGGCCCCAGCUUUAGAGGACUCUGGGAGUGAAGGAGGUUGUCUGGAAGAUGGGGAGUCUCAGCAGGAGGACCAUGGAGAGCAACAUGACCAUCAGGAAUGGUGUGAGCCGGUUCCUGAAGCAGCACAGGAUACAAAAGAGGAAUAUUUUGACACAAACUCGUGGCACAGUGACACUUCAUCUAACCCCAAUCAUGAAACUAAGAAUGGCUGCAGGACGUCGCUCAGCUAUGAGACCGGCUCUUGCUCUGUGGGUCAUCUGGACUCACACUCUCCAUUAGUCAAACCCUCUCCUUCAGUUAGUGAGAGAAAUCCCUCUUUAGCAAAAAGCCACCUUGCUGUUUUUGACAGUCACAGUUGGACCACUGAGCAAUUGCAAACACAGACUGGAAAUACGGAGAUGAUACACAUGUGGGUUGAUGGCACUGGAAUGUCUGAUGCUAAAGGUGGUCCAGAUUGUGGGGAGGUUAUCAGCAAUUCUCCAGCGGGACCUGUACUUGAUUCUUCUUCAAGGAAUGGCCUAUCCUAUGUAGUAACACCCCUACUGGAAUUAAAUGACACUGUAGAACCACAAAUACUCUGUGAGCCAAGUGCUAAAGACUCAUUAUUCACCUUAACAGAAAGUGAUGGAGCCAAGUCUCAAUUUGCUGACACCUUUGAUGGAAAAUUUAAAUUAGAACAAAUCAACAAAAAUAUCAUGGACACUCAAUCAGGAUACAGUGAGCCGCACAUACAGUUCACAAGUGAGAAAGAGUUACAGCAAAAUGUUGACACUAGUAACACUGAAAUAGAGAUAAUUGCAUCCGUUGUGAAAAGUACAGAUGCUGAACAUAAUAAAUCAAACACUCAACAUGAUGAGCUAAAUGUUGAUGACAAUGAGAUCAGUUUAUCUGUCUCACGGCAUUUUUCUAAAUAUGAGUCUUUAUCAGUUCAGAAGCCUAUUGAACAGAAAGUUGAGGAGUCAAUAGAACACAGCCAAUCACAGAAUUCAAUAGAACAUAGCAAUUCACAGGGCUCGACAGAAAACAUCCAAUCACAAGCUUCCAUAAAAUGCAGCCAAUCAAAGAAUUCAGUAGAACACAGUCAAUCACAGGGUUCUAUGGAAUGCAGUCAAUCACAGAAUUCAGUAGAACACAGGCAAUUACUGGCCUUAAUAGAACACAGUCAGUCACAGGAUUCUGUCGAAUGCAGUCCAUCACAGGAAUCUGUAGAAUGCAGCCAAACACAGGUCUCUGUAGAAUACAGCCAAUCACAGGACCCAGUAGAAUGCUCAGAAUCACAGGAUUUAAUAGAACACAGCCAAUCACAGGACUCAGUAGAAUGCUCCCAAUCACUGGAUUCAAUAGAACACAAUCAAUCACAGAACUCAGUAGAACACAGUCAGUCACACACUUCAUCAGAACACAGCCAAUCACAGGAUUCUGUUCAACACAGGAAAUCACUGGAUUCUGUAGAAUGUAGCCAAUCACAGGAUUCGAUAGAACACAGCCAAUCACAUGACUCAGUAGAAUACAGUCACACUUCAUCAGAACAGAGGCAAUCACAGGACUCAGUAGAGCACAGUCUGUCACACACUUCAUCAGAACACAGCCAAUCACAUGAUUCUGUACAACACAGGACAUCACUGGAUUCUGUAGAAUGCAGCCAAUCACAGGAUUCGAUAGAACACAGCCAAUCACAUGACUCAGCUGAACACAGUCACACUUCAUCAGAACAGAGGCAAUCACAGAAUUCAGUAGAACACAGCCAAUCACAGGAUUCUGUACAGCACAGGAAAUCACAGGAUUCAGAACACAACCAAUCACAGAACUCCAUAGAGAACAGCCAAUCAAAUACUUCACUGGAACACAGCCAACUACAGUCUUCAGUGGAAGACAGACAAUCACAGGUUGAUUUCAGUAAGGCUGGUUUUAUUUCAAACACAGUGGCUUAUGAAAAGGGACAAUUAAAACAGGACUGCAUGGACAUUUGCAUGGACUGUCAAGUCAGUCAAUCAUUGAAAACAUCUGGAAGGCAUUCAUCAAAGGACACUGACAAAGAACUUGAUUUGAACUUUGAAAAGAAUGAAAGUCUAAAUUUCAAAAAGCAGGACUUAACUGACACUCCUGUUGUUUCGGAAAAUGAGUGUUUUGCAGCUGAGAGAGCUUUCUCAAAUGUGCCUAAUGCAACUUCUGCUGAAGCGUCAAAUUCACUGCAUCAGCAUCUGAUCAAUGACUGGACAUCAGAACAGUCAGAUCUGCAGGCCAUAACUCAUUGUGUUCACCAAAAUUGCCCAGUAUUACAAAUGCACAGUGAAAAAGAAGAUUACUCAGUUAGUAGAUAUCAUAUGGACAGUUAUUGUGUGCAGGAAAGUGGGCAAACAUAUUCGGAGGACCAUAAGCCUGAGGCAGAUUUUUACAAAACCCAUCAGUGCCCUAAUAGUAGAAUUAAUUUUAUCAAACUGGGUGAAUUCCCUGAAACACAAGUUUGUGUUAACGCUAAAAGUUUUGAUAAUAAAGAUGGUGACAUUUUACAACGAACACAGAAGGAUAGCAACAUGCAUCACGAUAUUAAAGGGUACCAGAAAGAAUGUACAAUAGUUCCCUCUAUAGAACAGUCAGUAAUUUACUCUGACAAUUUGGGAUGCAUAGAAUACACUAGGCCCAAGUCGUUGAGUGUGGCGUGUCCUGACAUGGAGACGGCUGAAUCCGAUGGGUGUCCAGUAGACAGUCCUGUCGAAUCUUUGGCUAGUCUGUUUGAGAUUUCGUAUGAAAAAUCUCCAGUCAGCCCUACAGAUGUUUGCUUUGAGCUCAGUGAUGGCCUUCAAAUGAACUGUAAACAAUUAGCGCAUUGCGUUAUAGAAUAUACAGAGACCUCCAAACAAUUUCACCGACCCAACACCCUAUCUGACAAACAAACAAGGCAAAAUGAGUCGGUUAAAACAAUUGAGUCAGAUGUUGAUAUUUUGUCUAGUGCAUGUUCUGAUCCUUUCACUCCUUUUGAUUAUUCUCAGCUGAACAGUAGAAACCAUGAAUACAGCUCAGACACGAAUAAUAACAUUAAAUCCAUUACUUUAGCAGAUUGUGCCUCAAGUGUACAAAUGUCGUUGCCUAGUUCUUUGCAAAAAUACAGCAGAUCUACUAAUAAUGCUGGAUGUUUAGUCUCAAAGGGCGGUGAUUGCAAAGAUAGUGAAUCUUUUAGUGCCCCGGCUGGUCGGGCUUCCUCCUUCAAAGCACCUGAAAUGAAUAUUGUAAUGUACAGCAAAGGUAAUGUUCAGAAACCUUCAGACUUCAAUGCAUGUAGCAGCCACAAAGAUGUUACACAAAAGCAGCUCUGUGAUUGCCAUAAUGGGAAGGAGUGCCAGCUGCACUCGUCUUCAGUGGAGGGAGAGCAGGCAGCGGGAGGAUUUCAGUUCAAGGGCACAGACGGCAUCAGUCAGAGCAGUACUGGAGUGUUGCAAACCUUGAGUCCCCCAAACACAGAUGACCAUUACAGCACACAUGGUGAGGUUAAUUCAGACUCUACAAAUUGUGAAUUUUCACAUACUGUCCAUUUGCUUGCACACAAACACCCAGAGCUUGCCCAAGAGGAGAACAAAUUACCACUGAGUGGCUCUCUCAAGGUCGAUGAUACUUAUGCAUUAGAAAACAUGGAGAGAAGACUUGAAACAUUCACAACAAACUCUCCUGAAAUCACUGAUUCAUUAUAUGAAAAGUCUGAUGCUCUUUUUAAGCAGUCUUUGCAACGGCACAACUCUAAGAUCGAAGGCGCAUUUGUAACAUGUUGUCGAAUUUUACCCAUCACUAAUUUAGAAGCUAUUUUGGAGUCAGACCGUUCACUGGAGAGCUCAUUUGUGUUGGAGAAUGGACUGGAGGAGGAACAGAAAGGAAGUCCAUUAUCAGAAGGUGUAUUCAACGAGAAAUGGAGCUCUUUUGAUGACGUUACAAACCGCCCACAUGACAACAUUUCUGCCAUGCGUACAAAAGCCAAUGUAGCCGUUGUCAUGAAUGAACCAGAUGCUGGAGAAACAAUGAGCUCUUUAUCAAAUGAGUUUGAUAGCAGUGAUGGCCAUAGUGUUUCCAGUUCUGUGUCACAAGACCUUGACUUCAGUACUAACAGUGAGGAGACAGAGGACAGCACUCAGUCAUCGUCUAGUCUUCGUGGUUCUGCGAGAAAUAAGAGAACCCAAUCAGGGAAGGGAUCUAUGUUUUCUGUUUUUUCUCGAAUGCCCUCAUUCCGCAAGACCAAACGAGAACACAAAGGCAAUAACAAGGUUGAUCCAGAAGUUAAGGACUCCAAUGUGGAAGGAGAUGAACGGGACGAAGUAAAGUACAGUAGGUCACUCACACAUAACAAUUCCCAAACUUCGCUGUACAAGACCCAUUUUUCACAAAGUACAGAUCAUCUCACAGACAUUACAAAGUUUUCUGAGCACUCCAAUGAUGACAUUUUUGAAAAGGCUUUUGCUUUUAACUUGCAGAGUAGAGAGAAAUAUACACAAUCCCAAAAUUUGAAUCAGCUGCAGCAGCACAAAGAUGGCGAUGCACAGAAUUUUAAAGCUUCCCCAAGGACAGAGGGAUUGCAACAAAAAAGAAGCAAGAGUACCGAUAACUUAAACUUACGCCUGAAGCUCGCAAUGGCUCACAAGUCUCUGUCUAGCCUGUUUGAGUCCAGAUAUCCUGAGAGGGACAACCAGGAACAGAUCUUGCAGUCUGAGAAUGAGGAGGUGAAAACCAAGCAGUCCUGGAGGAAGAUGAAACAUUUUAAGGAAGCAGAACUUUACAAAAGAACUCUAUCGCUUCCGGGGGCGGUCUGUGACAAGUCCACACAUCAGAGCCAUAUUGAUUGUGCCUUCUGUGCUCCUCAGAACAGGUCCAGACUUAACAGCUCACCAGCUUCCCAAAAGAGUUUAAGGAACACAUGCCAUUUUGACCCGCAGAGUUUGGAAUCUGCACCUCAGGAACCGUCUGAAGACAGUACAUGUCUGGAAGGAGGUGAGCUGCCUUAUGCCACUUCCUCAGAUUCUGAUCAGGCCUCAGUAGAUGGCUUUGAGUCCAAUGUAGAGGAUAGGUCGCAGUCACCUGUAAACCCCAAUGUUCUUGCACUCGCAACCCAGAUGUCACCUAUCUGGACCAGGUCUCUCAGCUGUUUCGAGAACACUGAUAGUCCGACAAGGCCCAUGAGCCCCAAACCUCACAGUCCUGUUCUGGGCUGGACACAACGGAGGAGCUUCCGUUACCCCUCGAGAUCCGUUGCGUCCUCUCUCUGCUCGCUCGGUCAGGGAGUGAGCACUGACGGCCUCUCCGAUCCACCUCAGAGGCCGAGGUCUCUGAAACCAAGGACAGCGCAACUCACUACAACCCAGUCUUUUGAUUCCGAAUACUUACUAGAGGACAGCAGUUCAGACAGCCAUUCUCAGAAUAGCCUGAAUUCAGCAUCCCUGAUAAACAAACCAGAGCAUGUACAGCGGAGUACUGAUCCAGCCAUCCAGUCAGCAGAGAGAAGACAACAAGGAAAUGCAUGUGUGCUUCGGGUGAAGUCUAGAGAGCAGGGUACAGCUGCACCCAGACCCAUCUCAGACCUCUACGGUUGGACCAUGUCUCUUCAGGGCAUCAGAGAGGUAGCGCUUGACCUGGAAAGGAAGAACAAUUCGACCGAAGCACAUCUACGCUCAUGCUCAUUUGAAACGUUGACUGACGUGGAGAACACCCAUAAAAAGAAGCUUAGCAUUCAGCGAAGUUUGCGCCAGCUUAGCACGCCAACAUCUGAGAAGCACAAGAAAUUGCACGCUAGACUUUCUCUCACUUCUACGGAGCAAUUCCCCUCUGUUCCCCUCAAAGACCACUUCUUCUCCCAGAGCACACCUGUUGGACUGGACUUUUUGGGCUGGCCUCAUUAUGCAUUUAUUUCAGAAUCAAAUCUCAGCACACCAGCACAAGAGGCACAUGGACAGGUUGCUCCUCUAGCGUUGGUGAUAACCGAUGGAUCGCAGGAUAAGUCUGGCCUUGCGGAUGAGGUGGGGAGUGAAGAUGACCUGUACAAUGAGUUUCGCAGCUCCUCCAACCGAUUUGGACACCCAGGAGGAGGAGGAGAGCAGCUGGCCAUAAAUGAGCUGAUCAGUGAUGGCAGCGUGUGUGCGGAGGCUCUAUGGGACCAUGUCACUAUGGACGACCAGGAGCUGGGCUUCAAAGCUGGAGACGUCAUCGAAGUAGUGGACGCCACAAACAAGGAGUGGUGGUGGGGCCGGGUGUUGGACAGCGAGGGCUGGUUCCCCGCCAGCUUUGUUCGGUUACGGGUGAACCAAGAUGAGCCCAUGGAGGAAUACUUAGCCCAUCUAGACGGGGCCUCGGAGGGGGGUGGAGCCAGCAUGGGGGGCCCUUUAGGACCCGGCCUGCCCUGCAAGGAGCAGAUGAGAGCCAACGUCAUCAACGAGAUCAUGAGCACAGAGAGGGAUUAUAUCAAACACCUGAAAGACAUCUGUGAGGGCUAUAUAAAACAGUGCCGGAAGAGGACAGACAUGUUUACCGAGGAGCAACUGCGCACUAUCUUUGGCAACAUCGAUGAGCUCUACCGCUUCCAGAAGAAAUUCGUCAAAGCCUUGGAGAAGAAAUUUAACAAAGACCAUCCUCACCUCAGCGAGAUUGGCUCCUGCUUCUUAGAACAGCAAACAAACUUCCAGAUCUACUCUGAGUAUUGCAACAACCACCCCAAUGCCUGCGUUCAGCUCUCCAAACUGAUGAAGAUCAAGAAGUACGUGUUCUUCUUUGAGGCCUGUCGCUUGCUCCAGAAGAUGAUUGACAUUUCAUUGGAUGGAUUCCUGCUUACUCCUGUUCAGAAGAUCUGCAAGUACCCUCUGCAGCUGGCUGAACUGCUGAAGUACACCAACCCACAGCACAGAGAUUAUAAGGAUGUGGAAGCUGCCUUAAACGCAAUGAAGAAUGUGGCCAGACUGAUCAAUGAGAGGAAGAGGCGUCUGGAGAAUAUUGACAAAAUCGCCCAGUGGCAGAGCUCUAUAGAGGACUGGGAGGGUGAAGACAUCUUGAGCAGGAGCUCUGAUCUGAUUUUCUCAGGAGACCUGACUAAGAUCUCCCAGCCACAGGCCAAAGGCCAGCAGCGAAUGUUCUUCCUCUUCGACCACCAAUUGGUUUUCUGUAAAAAGGAUCUGCUUCGGAGGGACAUCCUGUACUACAAGGGUCGGUUAGACAUGGAUCAGAUGCAAGUGGUGGAUGUAGAGGAUGGGAAGGAGAAGGACUUUAACGUGAGUGUGAAGAAUGCCUUGAAAUUGUGUUCUCCCGGAGGAGAGGAGGUCCACCUCCUGUGUGCCAAGAAACCCGAGCAGAAGCAGCGCUGGCUGCGAGCCUUUGCAGAUGAACGGGAACAGGUCCAGCACGACCUCGAAACAGGUUUUACGAUCACAGAGGUCCAGAAGAAGCAGGCCAUGUUGAAUGCGUCUAAAAGUCAUCCAACAGGGAAGCCCAAAGCUGUGACCAGGCCCUACUAUGACUUCCUGCUGCGUCAGAAGCACCCCACGCUUCCCACCUCCCUGCCCCAGCAGCAGGUCAUCAUGUUGGCCGAACCCAAACGCAAGACCUCCAAUUUCUGGCACAACAUCGGACGCUUGACACCGUUCAAAAAAUGAGGGACAUUCGCGGUUGUGCCUGAACUUGUGUUUUUAUCCCAGUGUAACAUGUUUAUUUUUAUUGUCCAAUUGCGAAAGCACUUUAUGGGUUUGUUACAAUCACAGCAUCACUCCCAGACGUUGUCGAACAUCACGGGAGGGGCGUUCCUGCUACGUUGUCCGGCUACUACUGCUCAACCGCUCCACUUCCCGACUAACACGACUACUGCUGCAAGUUAUCGUACGGACACGCUUCAUCAAAAGAGCCCCGCUUGAAGAGAGGACUUCUUUAUAUGUCGGUUAAUUUAUUUUCAAGUUUUCAAUGUAUGCCAGCUAUCCACAGUGCCCAACUACUAGCUUUUGUAUGUAAUUUGAUACUUUUUUGUGUAACCCAUGAUAAAGUUUCAAAGGGUUCCGCACAAGAUGAAAGUAGACAGUGUCGAGAUUUAUUACUGUAUUAACUUCCUCAAGGCUGUCACCCGAAGUCCGUCGAUAUCAUGCCAGUCUGUGUAUGCAACUAUCAACUUCUCCGAACUUUCUCCUCAUGAAGCUUUUGACGACGUCCCAUCGGUACUCACCGUUUCAGAUGAGUGUUUCAUGUACGUGCUCAAUUUAAGUCUGCUGCCUAAAUAAUGACUCCUCUGUAACGAACUUCUCUCUGAAGUGCCAUUCCAGACGUGACCCGGAUGUUGUGAUGGGGGGUUGCAUGAAUUUGCUGUGAAACUCGACAUUUUCGACCCAAAUAAAAUUCUCAAUAUUCUGUCAUUCUGAUAGAUAAUGGAAAGAAUAUCUCUGACAGUUGUCAAAUAUGUAUAUGAUUAUCUUUGACCACAAAACCAAGUAUGUUAAUAAAAAGCAUUUGUAAGUGUUAUGAAUCUGA
Messenger RNA from Rhinichthys klamathensis goyatoka, 8869 nucleotides. RefSeq names its product Rho guanine nucleotide exchange factor (GEF) 4 (gene arhgef4). NCBI's taxonomy places the organism in Eukaryota, Metazoa, Chordata, Actinopteri, Cypriniformes, Leuciscidae. Gene Ontology annotation, biological process: intracellular signal transduction. Gene Ontology annotation, molecular function: guanyl-nucleotide exchange factor activity; protein binding. The coding region runs from base 184 to 8010 and encodes 2608 amino acids. The record is from RefSeq and is a predicted model, not a curated record. The transcript has 16 exons.